AUGAAUAAUUUGUCAUACACUAGCACUUUCCAAGCCUUCACUAAAUUAGUCAACCUUACUGCUACAACAACUCAAAACAGUCUGACCAAGACACCUUCUUUCAACAAGGCAUUUGGCAUGCUACAAACAAAGACCACUCCAAGAAAAUUCCUCUUGUUUGAUUAUAGCAAAACCAAUCUUCUGCCAGUUUCUAGUUUCACAACUCUUAGGCCACAUGCAAGGAGAGAAUCAGGCUUUGGUAAAUCCUCAACUAGAAUGACAGACAAAGUAUUAGAAAUACUAUCAAACAAGCCAAACUUACUACUAUGCCUCUGGAAAGUUAUUGCAGUCAGAAACUAUACCGACCUUAUCAAAUUUGGCUACAAGAAUCUUAAAGCAAAUAUGAAGUACAACAAGGAAGAACAAACUUUGUAA
Dentiscutata erythropus is the source of this 414-nucleotide messenger RNA. The record is from the annotation of a GenBank genome assembly. Lineage: Eukaryota; Fungi; Glomeromycota; Glomeromycetes; Diversisporales; Gigasporaceae.